CGGCGUCCGGCGCUCACAUCCGCUGCGGCUGCGACGGGCUCCAUUUAUCGAUCGGAGGGUGAGAUCAACAGCAGGAUAACCGAGCGGAAGCCUUCUGCCCUCCACCUCCCGGUGCCAGCAGCAGGAUCGCUCGCUUGCUCUCCGCACCAUGGCGGACAACGGCAGCCGAUAUCAAGCGUUGCAGAAUGAGGAAGAGCCUUUGGAAGUGUCAGAAUCUGGUGCUGAGGCUGCUCCUCCACCAUAUAGCAGCAUUGCAGUAGAAAGUGCAGCCUACUUUGAUUACAAAGAGGAUUCUGCAUUUCCAAAGCCCCCAUCAUAUAGUGUGGCAACUACUCUUCCUUCAUAUGAUGAGGCUGAAAGAACAAAAGUUGAAGCAACCGUGCCUCUUGUCUCUGGAAGGGAUGAUGAUUUUUCAGGAAGGGAUGACUUUGAUGAUGCAGACCAACUGAGGAUAGGGAAUGAUGGUAUAUUCAUGCUGACAUUUUUCAUGGCAUUCCUCUUCAACUGGAUUGGUUUCUUCUUAUCAUUUUGUUUGACCACUUCAGCUGCUGGCAGAUAUGGGGCUAUCUCUGGAUUUGGUCUCUCUCUGAUUAAGUGGAUCCUCAUUGUUCGGUUCUCUACUUACUUUCCUGGAUACUUUGAUGGUCAGUACUGGCUCUGGUGGGUUUUCCUGGUGCUGGGAUUUCUGCUUUUCCUCCGCGGAUUCAUUAAUUAUGCAAAAGUCCGGAAAAUGCCAGAUACUUUUGCCUCUCUGCCAAGGACUCGGGUCCUUUUCAUCUAUUAAGGAUGGUUUCCUGGAGAGUGAUUUCCUGCAUCCGUAGGUUGAGCAGCUCGUUCACUAGCAACUGACACCUGCAGGAAGUGGACACAACUGGGACACAGAAGGAGGGACGUGGGGGUGGGCUGGGCGGGAGAAAUUUCACUGCAUUAAAAAGGAAAGUGAGGGCAGUGUUUCAUAUCUAUGUUUUUAGAUGUACAAUUUUAAUAGUGAAUGCUGAAGACUUGUAAUCAUUAAACUGUUCUAGUGGCUUCUGUUGAAGUGCUAUCGCAACUGGUCUGUGAUGUAUUAACAAUGCCUUAUUCAUUUGUAGUCAUUACCUAGCAUGCACUUUGCCCUUCUGGUCAAUAGAGGGCAAAAUUGCUUUACUAUUCCCUCAAGGUUUUAUCGUCAGUGGGUUUAAAAGAAAAGACAACAUAGUAUAGAAAUGAUGCUGGUCAUGAUAUGUUGAAAAUAAUGUGCUUCUUGAAGCUUACUAUCUCUGUAAAAUGGUAAGAUGAUAUGUUAUUGUUUGCAGAAUGGCUCUUCUGCAUUUUAAGAACAGAUUAAAGCACUUUCUGUGCUUUCUGUCAAGAGGUAUUGGACUGUACCUUUGGGUUUUAUUAUAUUCUAAAAUAUAUGACUGUAAAUAAAUCAGAAGAUCUAAUAAAUGUGACUUA
Mobula hypostoma (lesser devil ray) is the source of this 1437-nucleotide messenger RNA. RefSeq names its product NEDD4 family-interacting protein 1. Gene Ontology annotation, molecular function: WW domain binding. Gene Ontology annotation, cellular component: endoplasmic reticulum; perinuclear region of cytoplasm; Golgi apparatus. The record is from RefSeq and is a predicted model, not a curated record. The transcript has 8 exons. Bases 149 to 784 code for a protein of 211 amino acids. Gene Ontology annotation, biological process: metal ion transport; positive regulation of protein ubiquitination; vacuolar transport. Lineage: Eukaryota; Metazoa; Chordata; Chondrichthyes; Myliobatiformes; Myliobatidae.